This is a messenger RNA of Lindgomyces ingoldianus, 1007 nucleotides long. RefSeq lists its product as uncharacterized. The record is from RefSeq and is a predicted model, not a curated record. NCBI's taxonomy places the organism in Eukaryota, Fungi, Ascomycota, Dothideomycetes, Pleosporales, Lindgomycetaceae. The transcript is spliced from 3 exons. Bases 6 to 1007 code for a protein of 333 amino acids.
CUGAAAUGGCAAAUAUCACGCACGAAGGGAUCGUCACCAUUGCUUGUUCCUGGACCUUCGCGCUCUUGGCAUUACUCUCUCUAUGGGCUAUCUAUUUGGCUCGACGAAGGGAAGCCGGCAUUGUGCGCUCAGAGGAUCUUUUAGUCUAUUUUGCGUUUCUGUGUUCCGUUGUUUUGACAAGCAUCACGACAUGGGCAGUCCUUCGAGAGGGUUUAUAUCAACAUCUAAACAGCGUGCCCUAUAGUGAAAUGGAGCUCAUUGCAAAGUCGCUCGUUGCGAACGAAGCGCUAUGGUCACUCGUAAACACCUGUUUUCGGGUUGCUGCUUGCUGCUUUAAUAGGAAGAUCUUCUCCUUCAGUCCAACCAGCACAGUCAUGGUGGCCAUGAUCGUCCUCUCCGUCCUUCACUUUUUGGCUGCUUUGCUCGGAGGGUUCCUGAUAUGCCGACCAGUCUCAAAAUCCUGGAACCCCGCCGUACAAGGACAAUGCGGUAAUGAGUUUGCUGCUUAUUUGAGCUUUGAGAUCAUAGGAUUAGCUUUAGAUAUAACGAUCAUUCUUUGGCCGCUUAAAGAUAUUAUAAAUCUAAAAUUACCAUUUCGGAGAAAAGCCGGUAUCCUUUUCAUCUUCACCGUUGGAAUACUAAUAGUGAUUAUAACCGGACUGCACAUGAAAGGCCUUACCACGGUGGACUUCCAAGACUGGAGCUAUUCGAAAGGGUAUCUCGGACUUUUAUCAGCACUCGGAUCGUAUUCUUCCGUCUUCCUAUGUGUAGUGCCUGCUAUUCCACGUAUGUUUAGAAAUUUUAAGGAAAGAAUGGCAGAGAGAAGAGUGGAUAAGGCAAAAAGAAGAGAGACCACGGAGAAGCUUCGGUCGCUGGGACUGAAAUUCUCAAAGCAGGCUAUAGCGGACCCUGAAUUGUCAGCCAUUCUCAAGGAAGAAGCGAUCGAUCAAGAAGAGGAGAUCUCCCUUGACGAUGUUGUAAUGUGGUCGAAUUUGGAAGCUUUUUAG